Molecule: messenger RNA, 920 nt
Organism: Brassica oleracea var. oleracea
Lineage: Eukaryota; Viridiplantae; Streptophyta; Magnoliopsida; Brassicales; Brassicaceae
Product: protein EARLY FLOWERING 4
Exons: 1
Coding region: 160-504 (114 amino acids)
Biological process (GO): positive regulation of circadian rhythm; entrainment of circadian clock
Cellular component (GO): nucleus
Source: RefSeq, a predicted model, not a curated record
GGUGAUUGAACUGAACUACUUGCCUCUGUGUCUAUUUAUCAUCUCGUCUGAAAGAUAUUUACUAUAAAUAUCUGGUCUUUCUUGUGUGCAUCGUAAAAAGAAGAACACAUAAUCGAUACCGUCGGUUGAUGAUAUUAAUUUGGAAAAGAAAUUAUUUAAAUGAAGAGGAACGGCGAAACGAAGCGGCGGAGGAACGUGGCAGAGGAGGCGGAGCAGGGAGGAGAAGAUCCGGCGAUGUGGGAGAAUCUAGAUCGGAAUUUCAGACAAGUGCAAUCGGUUUUGGACAGAAACAGAUCACUGAUCCAGCAGGUCAACGACAAUCAUCAAUCAAAAAUGGCUGAUAACAUGUCAAAGAACGUCGCUUUGAUCCAAGAACUCAACGGAAACAUCUCUAAGGUUGUUUCCAUGUAUUCUGAUAUCAAUACCAAAUUCUCAUCGGCGUUUCACGGUGGCAAUAACGGACACGAAGGUGGUGGUGGUGGUGCCGGAACCAGAGCUAAUUAAUCAACCCCAUCUUUCUUUGUUGGACCGGCCGGUUUGAAAAUUUGAACCAGUCGGUUAACCAAUGAUCUAAUAAUACCUAUAUUACUAUAAAGUUAUGUUAUGUUAGUUUUGUUGCAAUGAUUGUCCUUAGAAAAAAAUCCGUGGGAGAAAACCCAUCAUUUGGGUUAUUUUAAAUUUUUAAUCAUGGUUUUGAGUCUUUUUCAAUGUGUCUCUACUGCAAUUUCUCUAUUAAUAGUAGUUAUUUAGAUUUUCCAUCUUUUAUUUAUUUAUGCUAUUUGAAAGCUCUUCGUGCAUGAUCAACGACAUUAUUGAAGGUUGUGUUAGAUUUUGCAACUUGGAAUAAAGUCGUCACGUGGUGGUGAUGCAAUUUAGUAUGACAUGUAAAGCGAUCAUUUAUAACAAUUGUUUUCUAUUGA